GGCCCAGCAGAGUGCUGAGAGCAGCCCCCGGCAGCAGCUGCUGGCAGGGCAGGGUGAGCGGCAGCCAUGACGACAGAGACAGGCCCUGGCUCCGAGGUGAAGAGCUCUCAGGAGGAGGCUCCACAGCAGCAGCUGGAGGCAGCUGCCCACGGCCCCACCGGCGCCAACCCCUCCGGUGCCAACCCCUCCGGCGCCAACCCCUCCGGCCGCGACGCCGAGGCCAAUGCCAAGCCCGGGGCCGAUGCCCGCAGCAUGGAGCCGGGCACAGAGCUGGAGGAGAAGGACUACUCGGAGACAGAUGGGCUCUCAGACAAGACCACCCCCAGCAAGACCCAGAAGUCUCCCCAGAAAACCAGCAAGAAGGUGAAGAGUGCUCUCUGCAGGGUGACCUUGCUCGACGGCUCCGAGUACGAGUGCGAGGUGGAGAAGCAUGCCCGGGGCCAGGUGCUCUUCGAGCUGGUGUGUGAGCACCUCAACCUGCUGGAGAAGGACUACUUUGGCCUCACCUUCUGCGACUCAGACAGCCAGAAGAACUGGCUGGACCCCUCCAAGGAGAUCAAGAAGCAGAUCCGCAGUGGGCCCUGGAACUUUGCCUUCACUGUGAAGUUUUACCCUCCAGACCCUGCCCAGCUCACAGAGGACAUCACAAGAUACUACCUGUGCCUGCAGCUCCGUGCCGACAUCAUCAGCGGGCGCCUGCCCUGCUCCUUCGUCACCCACGCCCUGCUGGGCUCCUACGCGGUGCAGGCCGAGCUGGGCGACUACGACCCGGAGGAGCACCUGGGCAACUACGUGAGCGAGCUGCGCUUCGCCCCCAACCAGAGCCGGGAGCUGGAGGAGCGCAUCAUGGAGCUGCACAAGACCUACCGGGGAAUGACCCCCGGGGAAGCCGAGAUCCACUUCCUGGAGAACGCCAAGAAGCUCUCCAUGUACGGGGUGGACCUGCACCAUGCCAAGGACUCGGAGGGCAUCGACAUCAUGCUGGGCGUCUGUGCCAACGGGCUGCUCAUCUACCGCGACCGGCUGCGCAUCAACCGCUUCGCCUGGCCCAAGAUCCUCAAGAUCUCCUACAAGAGAAGCAACUUCUACAUCAAGAUCCGCCCGGGGGAGUAUGAACAGUUUGAGAGCACCAUUGGCUUCAAGCUGCCCAACCACCGCUCUGCCAAGCGCCUCUGGAAGGUCUGCAUAGAGCAUCACACCUUCUUCAGGCUGGUGUCUCCAGAGCCCCCCCCCAAGGGCUUCCUGGUGAUGGGCUCCAAGUUCAGGUACAGCGGCCGGACGCAGGCUCAGACGCGCCAGGCCAGCGCCCUCAUCGACCGCCCCGCGCCCUUCUUCGAGCGCUCCUCCAGCAAGCGCUACACCAUGUCCCGCAGCCUGGAUGGAGAGUUCUCACGCCCAGCCUCGGUCAGCGAGAACCACGACGGAGGGGCAGAGGGCGAGAAGCAGGAGGAGGACGGAGAGCUGGGCAGCAGGAGGAGGUCCCAGGCAGAGGAGGAGGAGGUCACCACCCCCACCAAAAUCAAGGAGCUGAAGCCGGAGCACGAAACAACCCCCAGGCACAAGCAGGAGUUUCUAGACAAGCCAGAAGAUGUCUUGCUGAAGCAUCAGGCCAGCAUCAACGAGCUGAAACGGACCCUGAAGGAGCCCAACAGCAAGCUGGUGCACAGAGACCGGGACAGGAGGCUGCCUUCCUCACCAGCCUCUUCCUCACCCAAGCACGAGGAGGAGACACCAAAGGGAACCCCAGAGAAGGCCAGCGAGACGAUGGAAGAGGACUCCCUAGACGGUUUUGCAGCCGGGCACGGAGCUUCCCUAAGCAUGGAGUCUUUCACGCAGAAAAGCCUGGUCUCCUCUCCUGAGGGCUCGGAGCAUUGGGUAUUUAUAGAGAGAGAAACUCCUAGGCUGGAAACCAUAGCUCUAAGGAAAGCUCUGGCAGUCAAGAAGGAAGAAGCACAUGCAGGUGCUGCUGCAGAGGUGAAAAUGAGUGGAAGCCUGUCGAGCACGGAGCUGGCAGCAGGGAAAGGCAAGGAGCUGGCAGGCCAGGAGGAGCCUGCAGAGGCAGCCUCGGACACCCGGAGGAGAGCAAAGAUGAUCGCCAGUCCAGAGGACUUUGAGUCGGUCUGGGAGGAUGAGAUCUUUGAGAAGGACACCAGGGGGGAGCCCAGCCAGGAGGCAGAGAGCACAAAAGGGCCCCAAAAGCAGGGUGAGGAAGCAGCCAGCAGUGAGCCAGGUCUGCCCAAGCCGUAUCAGCAUCCUGAAGAGAACCAGAGGGUGAAGCUUUUGGGGCCGGAGCCUCGCCAGGGAGAAAGGGAGGUGGGCUCCCAGGAGCGUGCUUCUGCAGCCUCCAGGAGGCAGGAGGCCAAAGUGCCACCUGCAGCCACAGAGCUCAUUAAAAUCAGAGUGAAGGCCACUGAUGAGAGCUCAGAGACUUCUGCCACCCAGAGGAUCAUCUACCUAGGAGACCCAGAGGGAGAGGAGAAGGACAAUAAACCACUUCUGCUCUUGGACGCUGCUGGACGGCUUGGCUUGGAGGAGAGACCAGAAGCCGCUGUGGGCACAUCUGGGGAGGCAUCUGGGCACACAUCCCCUGCAGCAGAGAGGUUCCAGUCCCCUUCCUCAGCAAGUCAGCAGCAUGGGGCAGUGCCUGGGAAGCCUGCUGAAGCACCAGGGCAGCGUGGCACAGGCUGUGAUGGGACCAGCCUAGGGUGGGAGGAAGGGCUGCUCCUGCAGCAAGAGAAAGCAUCUGCUGGGCUGGCAGGCUGCAGAGCACCCCAGGGAGGUCAAGCCCUACCAUGUUCCCAAGAAGGGGGACCAGAGGAGAUGGAGCUGCAAAGCCCAGUGGGAAGCUUGAAGCUGUGUGGCCUGGCAGGGGCUGGCCAUGGGGCUGAGGAGCUCAGAGGGAGCCCAGAACAGAGGGCUGGAAGGAUUGGGGCAGGUGGUGACAAGGAGGGAAGUGUCAGAGUGGUUCUUCAGAUGGAGGAGAUAGAGACCAAGUCACCUCUGUCAGCUGUGCCUCAGCAGGGUCACCCUCACAGCACCGUGGGGUUGGAGGGGUAUAAACCCAGCAGUCCUGCCCCUGCACCUCAGCCCCAGCAAUCCAGCCCUGCCCUUGCAGAGCCAGCCCCAGGCACUGAGCCUGAGGGCACGGAGCUGGCCCAGGGCCCCAGCCCUGUAGGAGGUGUGGGCAUGCCCAAGGACGUGAGGCACCCAGGGGAGGUGGCACACGAGGAGGCAAGCCCUGCAGGGGGUGAAGGAGCACCCAAGGACGUGAGCCCUGGAGCACAGCUGGUGAUAGCCAGGAGCAGCAACCCUGCAGCUGAAGGACCACUCCAAACCACGGGCUUUGCUGCAUGGAAACCACACCAAGGUGCAAGUCCCGUUGCAGCAGGACCACCCCAAAACACAGAUGCUGAAGCAGAGCUGAUCCAGGCCAAAGACAUGGCAACAGGGGAGGUAGCCCAGGACAUGGACCUUGGCACAGCGAGGGCAGCCCAGAGCAACAUCCCUGACACAGGAGAGCCAUGCCAGGAGGAGAAGGCCGUGAUGAAAGAGCUCUCCAAGGACAUGGCACCCACGACAGGGAAGCUGACCAGAGAUGAAGGCUGUGGGAUGGAGGAAUUACCCCACAACAAAAGCCCUUGUGUGGAAGAGCUGCCCCUGACGGCAGCAGAACCAGAACAGCAGGCUGGAGCCACCAAGAGAGACCUGCCCCAAGAGGCUUCCACGACUGGAGGGCUGCUCCAUGCCCCAGAUCCCAAAGCACAAGAGCCACCCCGGGACUUGGAGGUCAGUGUGGGGCAAGAUCUGCAGGGCAGGAGCCCUCCAGCAGGAGAAAGCACAAAGGCCAGGGACCCUCCUCCAGCCCAGUCACCGGGGGCUAAGCCUUCUGCCAAAGAAGCUGCUGAUGGCCCUCAGUCCCACUCCUCUGCAGCAGGCCUGUGCCAAGGAGCCCAGGUGUACCAGCUCUCGACCUCUGAAGGUGGGGCACAGGCAGCAGCAGCCGGUGGGACACAGCAGAUGGAGCCUGGGGCUUCGGUGGUGGUGGCUGCGGCCGCGGGCAGCCGGCAGGACCCUGAGGACUGCGGGAAGACCUCCGUGGCCUCGAAGAUCAAAAUGUUUGAGCAGAGCACCGCGGAGCAAAGGGCAGCCCCGGAGGGACAAGAGCCUGACGCGGGGCCAGCGGCAAAGGGGCAGCGCGGUGCGGAAGCAGAGAAGCCCUUGAGCACAGACCUCGCCCGGCCGGGGGCACCGCUGCCCAGCGCCGGCUCCGCCGCCCCGGGGCAAGGGGCAGAAGAGCCCUGGCAGGCUCUCUGUGUGGAGGAAGCUGCCCGCGUUGAGCUGGAGCAGGGAAGAGGAGAAGGCAGAGCCGGGCUGGGCUCCCCCGACUCGGGCUGCGAGCUGGCGGAAGCGGAGAGCAAAUCUCAGGAACCAUGUGGGGAAGAGAAGGAUUUAUCUGACCCGUCAGUAAAACCCAGCCCGACAGAAGAGCCUUUAAAGACUGCUGGGCCAGUGGUCUCCCAGAGAGCAGGCUUGAGGGAGGGCCCCGAGGAGAGAACUAAGCCCCCUCGGCACAGGGCGGCCGAGAGCGACACCGGCGACGAGGAGCAGGAGCAGGAGAAGGACUCCGCCUUCCUGAAGGACAACCACCUGGCCAUCGAGCGCAAGUGCUCCAGCAUCACGGUCAGCUCCACCUCCAGCCUGGAGGCGGAGGUGGACUUCACGGUGAUCGGAGACUUCCAGGGCACAGCCUUCGAGGACAUCUCCCGCAGCUUGCCCGAGCUGGACAAGGACAAGAGCGAAACGGAGGACGAGGGCCUGGCUGCCUUCCAGCACGCUGGCAAAGCCGUGCCUGAGCGGGAAGAGGAUGCCAAGGGCAGGGGGAAGGUCUCCCAGCCCGGCCCAGAGGUCUCCCAGCUAGAGCCAUCAGCCCCAGGAGCCGAAGCUGCGAGCACGGAGCUGGGGCCGAGCACGAAGAAGGCAGAAGCAGAGAGCUCUGCACCCCAGCAGCUCAGCACCACGGAGGAGGCCCAGGUGGAAGGAGGCACUCCAGGCAGCAGGAGCACCGCAGCCACUGGCACCGCAGAGAUGGCACUGCCAAGCUCAGUAAGCAGGGCUGGCCUGGAGAGGUGCAUCCCAGUGGGAAGGUGCCAGCUGUUUGGGGGGCUCUGCUGUGGGGGCUCUGCUGUGGGGGCCCUGCUGAUGCCACUGCUCUCUGCCCUGCAGAUCACCAGCAGCUCUGCUGGGAAGGAAAUGCUCACCAGCAUAUUCAGUGCCACUGCAGAAACCCUCUCCACUUCCACCACUACCCAUGUUACCAAGACUGUGAAAGGAGGCUUCUCCGAGACCCGGAUAGAGAAGCGCAUCAUCAUCACCGGCGAUGAAGACGUGGACCAGGACCAGGCCCUGGCUUUAGCAAUCAAGGAAGCAAAACUACAGCAUCCUGACAUGCUGGUAACCAAAGCUGUGGUGUACAGAGAAACAGAACCUUCUCCAGAGGAAAGGGACAAGAAGCCUCAGGAAUCUUGACCAAGACGUUGCUGGAAGUCAGCAUCCGGAUGGCGACCUGGGGAGCGGCGGAGGAGAAGGAGCCCUUCGUGCUGGGCCCUCUCAGCAAGACCUUUGACAUUGUGGCUGCAAUGGAGAGAGAGAGAGAGAGAGAGAGACAUUUUUUUCUGUUGUUGUUGUUUAAAAGGAAUAACAAAUGCAUUAUAUAUAUAUAUACAUACAUACAUAUAUAUAUAUAUAUAAAUAUAUCAAAGAACCCC
This is a messenger RNA of Dryobates pubescens (Downy woodpecker), 5765 nucleotides long. It is a transcript of the gene EPB41L1, whose product is annotated as erythrocyte membrane protein band 4.1 like 1. Gene Ontology annotation, molecular function: actin binding; structural molecule activity. The record is from RefSeq and is a predicted model, not a curated record. Gene Ontology annotation, cellular component: plasma membrane; cytoskeleton. NCBI's taxonomy places the organism in Eukaryota, Metazoa, Chordata, Aves, Piciformes, Picidae. The transcript has 24 exons. Bases 67 to 5526 code for a protein of 1819 amino acids. Gene Ontology annotation, biological process: cortical actin cytoskeleton organization.